ACGUACUGUACUGUGACAUAAUGGUCGGACAUGUUGAUCCGUGCUAAAAAGUGAUUGCGCUUUCUGUGAGACAGAAACUGGAAUUUUCAGAGAUAUUUGAUUUUCGUGAUCUUUCACAAGACUAUACGAACUGUGUACAAUUUUGAGUUGAUGAGUUUUAUGGUGCUGUGAAUAAUUUUGAAUUUCUUAGCAUGGAGAGGUAUACGUGCAGAACUUGCCUAUCCAUCGCCGACGUCGAUGAAUCUUUGGAAAUUUUAGAAAAAUAUUUUCCAAAAAAAACUAUAAAAGAUGUUCUACUUCAAUAUGUCCCUCAAAUGGAAAAUUCUUUAUCUGAUAGCGAUAGGAUUUGUGUUAUAUGUUUUCAAACAUUAAAAAAUUUUGUGGAGUUUAUUGACAAAUGCAUCGAGAUAGAAGAGCACUUGAAAAAUAAUGAGGAUGUAAUUGAAGAAAUUGAGGACAAUAAUGAUAGUACAAUUGAAAAUAUUCAUAUUGUCUUGGAUGAUGACUUAAAACCAUGCUUUGGAGAUGUAGUAAGCAGGGGAAAACCCAUAACAGUGAGUGUAGAUCAUGACCAUUCUUAUAUAAAGUUUGACUCUACAAAUAAAACUUUGGACACAUCUAGUAUAAAUUGUAAAGAAGAUACUAGUAAUCAUGUCUAUGACCAAGAAGAUAGUUUUGAUGGCAUAGGAAAUCUAAAAUUUAUUCCAGUUGCUACAGUUAGUGAUGAUAUGUUAGAUGGACAAUUUAUAGAAGCUUGCAGCUCACAGGCACACAAUGAAUUACAUCCAAAUAUAACCAUAUUGGCAACAGGUGAUGAAUUGAUUGAUUCAGCAAUUAUUCAAAUCAAAGAAGAAUCAAAUGGAGAAUCAUCAGAUGAUAUUGAACAGAUGGAGUAUCAAUCAAUUGACGAAAAACCAACUACAUGUGCCUGUGAAUUUUGUGGAGUUGAGUUCAUAUCUGAAUAUGUAUUGAAAGAACACUAUCUUACUCAUGGAGAAGUCAGACUAAUGUGUGACAAAUGUCCCAAAAUUUUUAAAAAUGAUAGUGCUUUAAAAGCUCAUUACAGGUUGAAACAUAUGGAAGUAGAACGGUUCAAAUGUGAUAUUUGUGAUCAAGUAUUUGGUAGGGCGGAUUACCUUAGGAAUCAUCGCAAACGACACGAAGAUGAUAACCAACGGGAUAGAGAUAAUGUAAAAUGUAGAGUUCCUGGAAAAUUUCUUCGGUUUAAGAAUACAGAUGAUCCGUUACCUUGUAAAAUAUGUGGAAAAUACUAUAAUGGUAUACAAAAAUUGAAGGUGCAUCUUCAAACCCAUUUAGUGGUCAAAAGAUUUGCUUGUAAAUAUUGUGACCUAACAUACAAAAGAUGGCCUAGCUUGAAAAGGCAUGAAAAAACUCAUUUGGAAGCGGACACUUUCUUUCAUAGGUGUAAUGUAUGCUGGAAACGAUUCUACACCAAAGAAGAAUUGGAGUUUCAUAUGACUCAGCACGGGAAUCCCAGGUAUCGCUGUCAAGUAUGUGACGAACAGUUCCAUCGUAAAUAUUUAUUUGACAAUCAUUAUUUACUUAAACAUGCAACUCUUGAAGAUAUUGAAAAUUCCAAGAAAGAAGUUAUAUAUGAUACAUUAUUAGAAUUAUCCAACCAAAACCUUCUUGUACCAAAUAAAACUGAUGAAUAGAAAUAGUUUUAGUAUAAUGUGCCAUAAACUAUUAAAUAUAUCUUUAGUUAUAUAC
Diorhabda carinulata is the source of this 1731-nucleotide messenger RNA. RefSeq names its product zinc finger protein 449-like. The transcript has 8 exons. The record is from RefSeq and is a predicted model, not a curated record. NCBI's taxonomy places the organism in Eukaryota, Metazoa, Arthropoda, Insecta, Coleoptera, Chrysomelidae. Gene Ontology annotation, cellular component: nucleus. Gene Ontology annotation, molecular function: DNA-binding transcription factor activity; zinc ion binding; RNA polymerase II cis-regulatory region sequence-specific DNA binding. The coding region runs from base 192 to 1676 and encodes 494 amino acids. Gene Ontology annotation, biological process: regulation of transcription by RNA polymerase II.